Messenger RNA from Schistosoma haematobium, 5149 nucleotides. RefSeq lists its product as uncharacterized. The transcript has 24 exons. Gene Ontology annotation, molecular function: phosphatidylinositol-4,5-bisphosphate binding. Gene Ontology annotation, cellular component: exocyst. Bases 168 to 2366 code for a protein of 732 amino acids. Gene Ontology annotation, biological process: exocytosis. NCBI's taxonomy places the organism in Eukaryota, Metazoa, Platyhelminthes, Trematoda, Strigeidida, Schistosomatidae. The record is from RefSeq and is a predicted model, not a curated record.
CUUUGGAGGAAAAUUUAUUCUCAAGGUCGCCGGUUGCGAGUUUUUUGAUAUACGAUACUAACAUUGUUCCACAACAUUACUCUGUUAGUUUAGGUGUCGAUUCACACAAAACUAGGCUACUUAUGUGGCACAGAAUCUGUUCCUGAUCUGCUGUAUACUGAAAAAUAAUGUCGUCAACUCAGAUACGAAACUACGUGGCGGAACUUUCUAAUUUAAAGGAUCAAUUCAACACCCUUUCUAGCCAAUCUAGUGAGAAGCUUAAAAAGAUUAUUCAAACUGUCCAAUCUUAUCAAACGCGUAUGGAGCCGCUAAAUAAAAAUAUGGAACAACUUCAGAUUUUACAAAGAAAUUUGGAGGCCUGUCGAUUAAAGUUAAGUCAAGUGCAAGAGUAUCACCGCACCGGUCGUGAGUUGGAAAAUACUAUUAGACAAGGACCGACAGUUUUUACUGACAAAUUUUUAAAGGCUAUGGAACGUAUAAAGGAUGCGUUGGCUUAUUUUCAAGAGAAUAAUCCACAAGAUAUUGAAUUUAGUCGAUUGACAUCAUUGUAUUCAAUUGGUUUAGGAAGCUUGGAACGUGAAUUCGAUGGUUUAUUAAGACAAACUUUCCGUCCUAUAGAUGAUGCUACUUUAAUAAGAUUAAUGGAUCAAAAAGUCUCUGACAAAGAAUCAGGUGAUGGUUCAUUAACUGAAGAUACAGAACAAAUAGAGGAUAUUCCAAAUAAUAUGUUGAAUAGUUUACGUUUUCUUGCUAAAUGGAUGAGUGAAAAUCAAUCAUUUGUAAACAAACCACAAGGUAUAUCUCAAGGAUGUUUGACAAAAUAUUGUGAAUGCCGUCGUGAACUUAUCCGUUUAAAUUUAGUAAGAGUACGUGAAUUAUUAAGAAAAGCUGAAAAUCCAUCAUCAUCAUCAUCUGGCACAAUAUCUAAACCAGGAUUUCUGCCGCCAAACGUACGUGGUCGCACUAAACGCCUCCCUGGAUUCGUUUGGGAUAUAAAUGCUGUUCGACUGAUUAAUGAAGCAGAAACCGAUGAACUUGAUUCUGAACACUAUGCUAUCGCUCUAGGUGUUCUUGUCAAAUUAAUGCAAAAUGAAUGUAUUUUGUUGGAUCGUUUACAGUUGACUGCUAGUCCACAAGAUUCUCAAGUGUUAUUGUUCAAUAUAUUUAAAAACGGGUCAUCUGAUAUCCUAACUGAAGGAACAACACUAACUCGUUUAAUGCAUCGAGCUCAAGGACGGGCAGAAUCUCAUAUGGUUAUGUCAUUAUUAGUAGUACUUAAAAAGUUUUUCCAAAUUUCUGAUGAUCUUGUAUCUGUACUUCAGGGUGUUGAUAAUGUAUUAAUUGAUUUUAAUCAAUUAGUUCUUCGUUUAUUAAGUCAAAGUAAAAUAACGCUAGAAACUUAUGUACAAUUUUUACAACAAGUUACAGAAAAGUCUAGUUCAAAUAGUAAUAUUGUACCCGAAGAUGGAACAAUACAUGAACUUACAACUAAUGCAUUGAUGUAUUUAGAAAACUUGUUAGAAUUCGCUGAUAUUAUUGGCACUACUUUGUCAUUUACUGAAGCUGGUCCACAAGCUACCACUAACACACUUAAAUAUCUUACCACUAUUGGCCAAAAUCAUGCCUUUUUGGAAAAUAAAUUUGGGAAUUAUUUAUUUAAUGCUAUAUUCGCUCUUAUGACAAAUUUGGAACGUAAAUCAGAAGUUUAUUCUGAAGAGAUACGUCGAAUGAUUUUCCAAAUGAAUAAUAUUCAGUACAUAUUGAAAAGUAUUUAUAAGACAAAUAUUCACCGUUAUCUUUUAUCACAAGAUCGUGAAGCUGUUGCCAAAAUUACUAGUAUAUUGGAUGAACGUAAACUUUUUUAUACACGAUGUUGUGCUGAUAUACUACACCUACGACCAUUUCCUGAAAGUUGUGGAUCAAGUAGUAUUCGUCGACGUAGAGCCUCUCAAUUUGGAUCUGUAUUACUAGCUUCUGUAUUAUCACCAAAUCUAAACACUAAUCAUCAUAAACAUUCAAUCACUAACAAUGAGCAAUCUCAAGAUACUGUGGAUGAACAUCUAACCAAGAUAGAUCAAAAGGAGAGAUCUUUUUUAAAAUCUCUUUGGAAUGAUUUUAAUAAUGGACUGAGUACUUUAACUAAACAACAUCAUCUUAUUUCAAUACCUGAUCGAGAAUUGAAAAAUAGUUUAGAGCAUCAAUUAGUACGGGAUCUAGUCGCUUUAUAUCGUGGUUUCUGGGAAAAAUCAAUGUCUAUCGCAUUCACAACAAAUCGUGAUAAAUAUAUUAAAUUGUCCGUUGAAGAAUUUGAAAUUCGAAUACGACAUUUGUUUAAUGGAACAUCAACUAACAGUACACGUCAAUAAAAAAAAUACUUCCUUUUUUUAAAAUAAACGAAAUAGUGAUCUUCAUACCGUUGUUAUCGUUGAUUUUGUUACUUUAGUUGUUUCUUUAUUUGAAAGAAAAAAGACUUAGUUCCUUCGCAAUGUUUUCUCCACAAAAUAUAAAACUGAAUUCUCUGUUUUUAUUUUUCUCUUUCUUUCUUUGUUUUGUAAUAAAUAGUUUGAAAACUUACAUUGAUACCGUACAAUAAUUAAAUGCUUAAUCAAAUACAUAACGUUAUUGUGCUAUUUUAUGUUAUACGUUUCUACAGCCUCCAAGUGCCCUGGUGCGGUCGAAAGUGGGGAGAGUCCGCUCUUUCUCUCGAAAUGCUCUCACAUGGCCACUGCCAGGGAAGUCCUACUCAAUGAGGCGAGUGCGUUGUUUGCGAAACUGAGAGGACGAAAAGCGAAUUUCCAGCGCUUUAACUGGGUUGGUGGACACGGAGAGUCCACCUAGGGGAGUUGGACAACCCUAAUCCCAAACCAAUAGUGCACAUGAGAUCUAAGAUCCUGAGGGAUAAGUGGCGUUUGAACCUAUUGUUGGUCACAGGCUACCAUGGGACUAUAUGUCCUAACGUUGCUCCACUGCCUUGUGGGUUAGACCUUUAAGUCAAAGGCUCCGGGUGUGGUUCCUAAGAAAACCACCUGCUUCAGUUCGGGUACUCGGGCAGUAUCACAGCCUUCACACAAAUCAAUGAUAACUGAUACCGGCCUCAUUGUUAUUGUGUGGCACAUAUCUAUUUGGUGCCCCUUGUACCAAUAUUUAUGUUUUCAAGUAAAAUAAUAAAAUAAACAUCCAUACAACUUGUAUGCAUGUGGAUAAUAAACUUAUAUUUUUAAGCCUAAUGUAUUUUUUUUUAUUUUAUACUGGUAUCGAUCGUGUUUGAAUGUUUUCUUAUUACGUUUAUGUCCUUGAAAAAGUACUUGAACAACAUAAUACUUUUCAGCAACUUUCAUCUUAUGUCCUACAAUGAUAAGUUUUCCAAACUAAUAUUUUUUGCUAUAGCCAGAGUCAAAUAUUCAUUGACAGGUAUAAAACGAAUGAGUAGCAAAAAUGAAAGAAUUCAUUGACAAUACUCUAUUUUUUGCAGUUCAUAUUUUCGGAAAUAUUCAUUUUUGGCGUAAUAGUUCUCCUUUCAAUGUCAUUACGAAUUGAUAUCGUCUGGAAAAGCAUUAAGAAAUCAAGGAGCACUGAAUUGUUGGGAAUGAGUUUUGAUGUAGCCUUUUGAAAGAUGAAAUUUUACUACUUCCAAUACUAUUAUACCAUAAAAGUAUUUUCAACUUAAAGCCGUAUAGAUAGGUCUCCAUACUUGGUGAAUAGGUUACGUUAUUAUCAAUCAAAUUUGUUGUAUUCUUCCUUAAAAACCAUUGCCUUUAAGUAAUACUACUUCAUAUCGAAACAGGUGUCGUGUACCAUGAAAUAAUUAUGAUGUGAUGGAUAUUUGUAGUUGGUCGCAGAUUUUAAAUAAUGCCCUGGAAAAGCUAUUUUUAACUACUUCUAUACAGGCUAGAUCAACUUUGGAAUAAUUUAAUCAUGAUGAUUUCAAACAAUUGUUCAUUCUUCGGUCAAUGAAUGCAUACAAUACACCUAUUUUUUCUUGUUUAUUUCUCCAGGAUUAUGGAUAUAUUUUCAUGCUAUAAAAAAGAUGAUAUACCUUUUGUUCGGAUUUCUGCUCCUAUGGUUCGAUAUACAAAAUUACCAUUCCGUUUACUACUUCGAAAACAUAACGUUGAUUUAGUUCAUACACCCAUGAUACUGGCUAAUUCAUUUAUUCGAUCAGAGAAAGCAAGAAAUGUUGAGUUUACAACUUGUUCAAAUGAUCGACCGUUGAUUGUACAACUUGCGUCAAAUGAUCCAUGUGAAUUUACUAUAGCCACGGAAAUGCUUGCACCAUAUUGUGAUGGAAUUGACUUAAAUUGUGGUUGUCCUCAACCCUGGGCGAUAGGUAGUGGAUUAGGAUCAGCCCUAUUAAAAGAACCUGAAAAAGUUGCCAAUAUUGUACAUGCCGCUCGAAAUACGAUUCCGCGAUGGCGUAAUUCUCACAUGGAAAGUUGUAAAAUGUUAGACUAUAUAGAGGAUUCAAAUAAAAAUAACAAAGCAGAAAAUAAAUUUAGGUCUAUAACACGAUCUCAUGGUCCAUUCUCAAUUUCUGCUAAAAUUCGUAUGCCAACUACAAGUAAUAGAUCUGUUGGAGAAGGAAGUUCAUGCGAUCCAAUCAAACUUACCGUUGAACUUGUCCGACGUUUAUCUGUAAUGGGUGUUGACUGGGUUACACUACAUGCAAGAACACCUCAACAACGUAGCAGGGACUGUGCUUCAUGGAAUGUGGUUCAAGAAUUGGUCGACUGUAAAAUUAAACAUUCUUACUUGGGUACUGAUAUUCCAAUAAUACUGAACGGUGAUGUCCGUGUACUAAACGAUGCAUAUUGUGCUCAGGAAAUGACCGGUUGUCAUGGUGUUAUGGUUGGUAGGGCCUUGUUGAAAUUCCCACAUCUUUUUACUCCAAAUUAUAUCGAGGAUGAAAACUCACUUCGCUAUUUAUAUGAAGAUUGGUUACUUUUAUCUACACAAUAUACAGGAGGCACAAGUUUUGUAACUGUUCAUCAACAAGCAUAUUGGAUGAUGGAACCAUUUCUGGACAAAACAAAUAGAUUAAUUUUGCAUAGUAUUGGAAGUUUCCAAGGUUUAGUCGAUUGGCUUUUUAAAUAUUUCAAGACAGAAAACAGCUGAUUUGUAUAUUUUCUUUGUACAGUAAAGCAUUUUCCAC